CAGGAACGGUUAUGCCGCCUGUACCAACGAUACCAUCCACGUUCCAGGUGCGAGUGGAAGCUAACAUUCUGGACAAGAAAACCACAAUCGUGGCCGAGGAGUACUAUGACAUGCUGAACAACCGGGCCGCAUUACGGACCAUCACGAACAAUACCGAAGAUUACAUGAUUUUCGACUAUACCAAUGAUCAAAUCAUCUACGACGUCAACGGCAUUUGUUAUGCCGACGACAUGAAGUACGAUGAUAACCAGCUAUUGUUUGGUAUGAAACUACAGCAGGGUUCGGGAGUUCCCCACAUAUACACGACGGCUGAUACCCUCCACUUCGCCAAAAACAACGGUUUGUUGUACAUGGGUCGAAAGGCAGUCCGAGGCAUCCAGUGUGACUGGUGGCGCUCCUGUAUGUACUGGGGCAUGCUUCAGUCCAACUUCACACUCGACUAUUACUUCACAGCGAUGUACACCAACUAUACAUGGCUUGAGCCGGACAAUAGUCACGUGGUUCCGAUUCGUGCCGAGAUUACUGGAAAUCAGUACGUCGCGCAAAUCAACGGUGCAAUGUACAAGACAUUGCACCGCGUAUACGAAUACUUCGAUUUCCGCCAUUCCAUUUGGGCACCAGAGGCGAAAUUCCUGCCUCCUCGGGGCUUAAAGUGUGCAGGCCGGACGAGCACGAAGCCAGUCCCCAACCUCACGGCCCAGUAUUCCUACCGUGAGGAGAUCGUGGACUCUCUAGACAGCGCCAUCUCUCAGGCUGAUGUGUACUACGACUAUUCCUACAAGCUGGUUCGGUUCGACUACCGGCCCGGAAAUGUCUACCCUUACUACACCAGCAACCCCGUCACAGAGAUCCAUGACUACAGCACAGGUAUCGCCUACGCCAUUGACAAGACACUGGGCAACUGCUCCAUUAUUCCUAUCCAGAACGCCAGUUUUGACGCCUCCAUCAACAUUACCGUUAACCAGAACGCCAACAAGCAGUUUUACAUCCGUAUGAAGUCACCGUCACAGCUCUUCUACCUCGAUAACAAGACCUACUCAUACGAGGGACAGCGGACAGUACGUGGCGUUCUGUGUGACGUUUUCAUCUCUAAGCGGACGGAUUUCACCUUGCCUUAUAUAUCAGUACCGUUCACGUCGACCUUCGAAUUUUUCUUCCUUGCGGAUUCCUGGACGGAGCAAAACAAUCUAGGACAGAAAUCUAUAACAAAAGAUGUACCUAUCCAGUUAGCAAUAACAACGCCGGAUAGUGUCGGGUACUCGGUCACGUACAACCUCUACGAUUGGACGACGGAAGACCCUUCCUUUAACAGAUUCGACGUCACCAGCUGCUACACCGUGGAUCAGAAGAAAUCCUUUAUUAUUGAGUGGCCAGGAACAUGGGAUCAGAGUAUAGCUCAGUAUCAAAACCAGUUUGUUCGCCAAGUGACCCAAACAAUUACCAGGAUGUCACAUGUCAACGCAAUAAGAAUACAAAAGCCAACUUUUAAUUUUGACACAUCUAAUAUCUACUUUGUGGCCACACUUCUGGAUGUUCCACAACCUCUUGCUUAUUUCUCGAAGAUGCCAAAUCGGUACCGCCAAAUGUCCAACGAUAAACAGGUGACAGUCACGAGCGCCAUGGACUGUGCCCGCUCGUGUAACGACGGGUCCACGCUGACGGGGUGCAUGAGCUUCGACUACUGCCCCAGCAACAAUCUGUGCGGACUAAGCAAGUCGCACACACAGGACGGGUCCGUGGUGGCUGGAUCAACCACCUGUGAUCACUAUGACCGUACUGUGGACAACACUGCCCUCAUGAUAUCAAUGGACGCCGCCUGGACCGCCCUCAAGAAUUCCGUCCUCAUCGGAGACUUUCAGUUCACUGUAAACGUUAAUGGAAAUCCGGUGAAGUUUACGGCGGGGUCAAUUGACGAGAAUGUUAAGCAAAAUGCACAGCGCCAACUGUCAUCACAGGUCCUGAUGAACAAGUUCAACAUGCAGAUCAACAAGAACAUCCCGGGCUAUGACGACCUGGUCCUGACUGGUGUGGCCAUCGAUGACUGUGCAUCCUCCUGUAUCUCGGAGCAGAGCUGGGUGUGCAACUCCUUCUCGUACUGUUUCGACACCGGCUACUGCGUCUUAUCUAAGCUCCACCCCGACACCAGGCCAAGCGUUGUCGUCAACAAACCACUGUGCGAUCUGUACUCAAAAAAGUACUCAGCUGACUACCAGAUGAUCGCCGGAACAACGGUACUAUCAAGCUCCGACACCAUCUACCAGAACAUAUAUACUGCCGACCAGUGCGCUCAGUUAUGUAGCAACUACAACGGAUUCAACUGCAAAUCCUUCGAUUUCUGCGAUGGCAUUUCGACCUGUUAUCUUGGCAAGACCCACUUCUACGAUGUUCCUCAGUCCGACAGACAGGAUUCCCCCAUGUGCAAUCACUUUUCAAGAAAAUACCUUGCCGAUUUCCAAAAGAACUCUCGUAUGCAGCUUUUGAACAAAGCCGACCGCAUUAUACAGAACAUUCCCGUUGACCAGUGCGCCAAGAUCUGUGUGGAGCAGGAGGCCGCAAGCUGCGCCAGCUUUGGUUACUGUGGCAACAGCUCCGAAUGUCGCCUCUCUACGGCGUCCAUGCGCAAUGUGGGACAGGUGUCCUCUCAACCAAAUCUCUGGUGUGACAUCUACAGCCGAACGGCAUUCCCUGAUGGUACUCCGUACAUCAACAAUCCACAGAAGUAUUAUGCUCCACCAAAAUCAUCAGGAUAUUCAGGAGGCUCGAUGGCUGGCCUAGCGUUUGGCAUGAUCGUUCUCGGGCUUAUCAUUGCCGUCGGCGUAUUCUUCGGAUACCAGAAAUUUAGAGGAAGUCCGAUGGACAAUAUGGCGGUCUCCUUCGUGAAGGAUGAGCAUGAUGCAUAGGUUAUCACCUUUCAUUGAAACAUGUUAAAGUGGGAAAUGUGUGUGUGUGUGUGUGUGUGUGCGUGUGCGUGUGCGCGUGUGUGUGUGUGUGUGGACAAAAAGUAGCUCUGUGGUUCUCAUAUCAACCAGCACAGGCUCAACGUUUCGGGGAUAUUUGCCUUAUGUGGCCAGUCAAAAGACAAAAAUUAAUGUUCCAGUUAAAAAACCUAAGGAACUUUAAGAUAGAAGAUCCUAUCAUACGAUGCGUCCGUUGACACUAUGGGGCCUCUCGCCGCAAAACAAAUGUGCUGGAUUGACCAUGACGAGUCCAAACCACAAAGAGAUGGGCAGACAUAUAAUUUGUGCAAUUAUUGUUUUAUUCUGUGAUAUUGUUGUUUUUAAUAUAUAUAUAUACAAUGAAACUAAUAAAGGUCUGGAACACAUUUGUUUGAUAUUUCCUGUACACUUACAACUGAUUUAAGUAGCGUAUUUUGAUAAGCAAACAUUGCUGUUGAUAUACACUGUUCUCAUGUUGUAAAUCCCACUGACGAAUGUGUACAGGGGUCAAUACAGAUGUUUUAUUUAUCUUGCAAUCCCAUCAUUGCCUAUGUUCAUCUGUUAUAUGUUGCAACAUUUGACUUCAAAAUAAAUAUGUUGAAACCAA
Messenger RNA from Mya arenaria, 3543 nucleotides. RefSeq lists its product as uncharacterized. The transcript has 19 exons. The coding region runs from base 12 to 2900 and encodes 962 amino acids. NCBI's taxonomy places the organism in Eukaryota, Metazoa, Mollusca, Bivalvia, Myida, Myidae. The record is from RefSeq and is a predicted model, not a curated record.